AUGAAGAUACCAUUGCUUUUCCUGGCCUUUCUCUGCACUCAGAGCUCGCUUGCCACUGCUCUACCCUCCGAAGCGACUGUUGGCCUUGAGAGUAUCGGACACGACAAAGCUGUCCUCCUUCUACACGAUGGCACGACAAAGACUAUCGACAAAAAAGAUUUGGGGCUCUAUCUGGGUGCCGCUGCCCACUCGCCCCCCGCGGUCCCUGGAUCUUUUGAGACCAACGAUCAUGAGUCCACCUCGUUACGACGUCUCACGAAGCGAUCUGGUGCCGAAUUUAUCAUCCCACUUCCCGACGCCGAAUUUCUAGGUUGGGAUAUCCCGAUGUCCACCAUCGUCCAUGCCAACCAGGCAGAUGCCACCGCUGCUAUGGCUCAAGGCCAGAGUAUCGCAAACAGCAUCUCAGUCGGCACCUCUUUCACUGCCACGGUUGAGAAAUUCCUACAGAUCGGCACAACUAUCAACUACCAGUGGACUGAGACCGCCACGCUAACCGGCACGGUUACGAUGACAAUUCCGAAGAAUAAAUGGGGCGCGAUCGUUAGCAACCCGCUGACCUUCCGCAAGAGCGGGUAUGUUUUUAGCGGACAACCUGGAAGCGCGCACUAUGAGUACUUCCACGCCGAUUCUUUCACUCAAGAUACCUAUUCCUACGGCCAGAACUCACUGUCCUGGGUCAAGGGUGUGGUUACAACUUGCCUGGGUGACUCCUACCCGCUGAAGCGCUGCCUUGGCGAAGCGCUCUCCCCACUUAUCUCUACUGCAAUUUCCGUUGCCAAGCUCAAUAACCUCUGGGAAGUGUUCUUCUCAUUCUCUCUACGGGCAUACAAGGUUCCCCUCUCAGCUAGUGCUGAGCCAGUUCCCAAGGGGCCGAACUUGUACCACACUGGUGGCUAA
Aspergillus nidulans FGSC A4 is the source of this 897-nucleotide messenger RNA. RefSeq lists its product as uncharacterized. The transcript has 3 exons. NCBI's taxonomy places the organism in Eukaryota, Fungi, Ascomycota, Eurotiomycetes, Eurotiales, Aspergillaceae. The record is from RefSeq and is a predicted model, not a curated record. Bases 1 to 897 code for a protein of 298 amino acids.